This is a messenger RNA of Closterium sp. NIES-65, 2132 nucleotides long. Lineage: Eukaryota; Viridiplantae; Streptophyta; Zygnematophyceae; Desmidiales; Closteriaceae. The record is from the annotation of a GenBank genome assembly.
AUGGACGUGGACGUGGACGUGGACAUGGACAUGGACGUGGACGUGGACAUGGACGUGGACGUGGACGUGGACGUGGACGUGGACAUGGCCGUGGACGUGGACGUGGACGUGGACGUGGACGUGGACGUGGACAUGGACGUGGACGUGGACGUGGACCUGGACAUGGACGUGGACGUGGACAUGGACGUGGACGUGGACAUGGACAUGGACAUGGACGUGGACGUGGACGUGGACGUGGACGACGUGGACGUGGACGUGGACAUGGUCGUGGACGUGGACGUGGACGUGGACACGGACGUGGACGUGGACAUGGAAGUGGACGUGGACAUGGACGUGGACAUGGACGUGGACGUGGACGUGGACGUGGACGUGGACGUGGACGUGGACGGACGUGGACGUGGACGUGGACAGGGUCUGGACGUGGACGUGGACGUGGACACGAACUUGGACGUGGACAUGGAAGUGGACGUGGACAUGGACGUGGACAUGAAGUGGACGUGGACGUGGACGUGGACGUGGAUUGUGGACGUGGACGUGGACGUGGACGUGGGCGUGGACGUGGACGUGGACGUGGACCUGGUCGUGGACGUGGACGUGGACGUGGACAUGGACGUCGACCUGGACGUGGAGGACUUGGACGUGGACGUGGACGUGGACGUGGACAUGGACGUGGACGUGGACGUGGACGUGGACAUGGACGUGGACGUGGACGUGGACAUGGACGUGGACGUUGGACUGGACGUGGACUUGGACGUGGACAUGGACGUGGACGUGGACGUGGACGUGGACAUGGACGUAUACGUGGACGUGGACGUGGACGUGGACAUGGACGUGGACAUGGACGUGGACGUGGACAUGGACGUGGACAUGGACGUGGACGUGGACGUGGACAUGGACGUGGACAUGGACGUGGACAUGGACGUGGACGUGGACGUGGACGUGGACGUGGACAUGGACGUGGACGUGGACGUGGACGUGGACCUGGACGUGGACGUGGACGUGGACGUGGACAUGGACGUGGACGUGGACAUGGAGGACUUGGACGUGGACAUGGAUGUGGAUGUGGACGUGGACGUGGACGUGGACGUGGACAUGGACGUGGACGUGGACGUGGACGUGGACAUGGUCACGGACGUGGACGUGGUCAUGGACGUGGACGUGGACGUGGACGUGGACGUGGACAUGGACGUGGACGUGGACGUGGAGGACUUGGACGUGGACAUGGACGUGGAUGUGGACGUGGACGUGGACGUGGACAUGGACGUGGACGUGGACGUGGACGUGGACGUGGACAUGGACGUGGACGUGGACGUGGACAUGGACAUGGACGUGGACGUGGACGUGGACAUGGACGUGGACGUGGACGUGGACGUGGACAUGGACGUGGACAUGGACGUGGACGUGGACGUGGACGUGGACGUGGACGUGGACAUGGACGUGGACGUGGACAUGGACGUGGACGUGGACGUGGACGUGGACGUGGACAUGGACGUGGACGUGGACAUGGACGUGGACGUGGACGUGGACGUGGUCGUGGACGUGGACGUGGACCUGGACGUGGACGUUGACGUGGACAUGGACGUGGACGUGGACGUGGACGUGGACAUGGACGUGGACGUGGACGUGGACAUGGACGUGGACGUGGACGUGGACGUGAACGUGGACGUGGACGUGGACGUGGAGGUGGACGUGGAGGUGGACGUGGACGUGGACGUGGACGUGGACGUGGACGUGGACGUGGACGUGGACAUUGACGUGGACGUGGACGUGGACGUGGACAUGGACGUGGACAUGGACGUGGACAUGGACGUGGACGUAGACGUGGACGUGGACGUGGACGUGGACAUGGAGGUGGACGUGGACGUGGACAUGGUCGACUUGGACGUGGACAUGGACGUGGAUGUGGACGUGGACGUGGACGUGGACAUGGACGUGGACAUGGACGUGGACGUGGACAUGGACGAGGACGUGGACGUGGACGUGGACGUGGACGUGGACAUGGACAUGGACGUGGACAUGGACGUGGAUGUGGACGUGGACAUGGAAGUGGACGUGGACGUGGACGUGGAGGUGGACGUGGAGGUGGACGUGGAGGUGGACGUGGACGUGGACGUGGACAUGGGGAUAUGGAC